GGUAAUGCCGAUUCCGCGCCGCCUGCCCUGCCUUCCCGCUGUCGCCGUAGCCGCCAGACGCUCGACCGCGAGCCUCGCCGUCUCCCAUGGUGGGACCGGCGGGAGGCCCUCGACGGCCAUCCUGGCCGCCGCCGCGACGGCAGCCGCGGCGGCGGGCCGCGCCUCCGAGUGCCAGUCGCUCCUCCUCCGCAUGUCGCGCCGCCGCGGGGCCUCCCGCCUCGACAUCGUGUCCUCCCUCCUCGCCUCCUCCCCGACCCCGCAGCCGCAGGUGUUCGACCUCCUCAUCCGCACCUACACCCAGUCCCGCAAACCCCGGGAGGCAUUCGAGGCCUUCCGCCUCCUGCUCGACCGCCGCGUCCCCAUCCCCGCCGCCGCCUCCAACGCGCUCCUGGCCGCGCUCUCCCGCGCCGGAUGGCCCCACCUCACCGCGGACGCCUACCGCCUCGUCCUGUCCUCCGACUCCGAGGUAAACACCUAUACGCUUAACAUCAUGGUCCACAGCUACUGUAAAGCCCUACAGUUCGAUAAGGUUGAUGCCGUAAUCUCCGAGAUGGAGAAGAGAUGCGUGUUUCCGGAUGUGGUAACCCAUAAUGUGAUGAUUGAUGCUAGAUUUCGUGCUGGGGAUGUUGAGGCGGCGAUGGCAGUGGUCGAUUCGAUGGUUAGUCAGGGGAUAAAGCCAGGAAUCUUGACGUAUAAUGCGGUGUUGAAGGGGUUGUGUAGGAAUGGAAGGUGGGAUAAAGCGAGGGAGGUGUUCAGGGCAAUGGGCGAGUGUGGGGUGGCUCCCGAUGUUCGGAGCUUCAACAUGUUGAUUGGGGGAUUUUGUAGAGUUAAGGAGGCUGAUGAGGCAAUGAAGUUUUAUAAGGAGAUGCGACGUCGUGGAGUCACACCAGAUAUUGUGAGCUUUAGUUGCCUGAUUGGGUUGUUUGCAAGGAGGGGGAAGAUGGACCAUGCGGCGGCCUACUUGAGGGAGAUGAGAGAGUUCGGAUUGAUGCCUGAUGGUGUGAUUUACACAAUGGUCAUUGGUGGAUAUUGCAGGGCUGGGUCAAUGUUGGAGGCACUGAGAGUCAGGGAUGAGAUGGUUGGCCGUGGAUGUUUGCCAGAUGUGGUAACUUACAAUACCUUGCUGAAUGGGCUUUGUAAAGAGCGUAGGUUGUCUGAUGCAGAGGAGCUUUUGACUGAGAUGAGGGAGAGAGGGGUUCCACCAGAUUUAUGCACCUUCACAACUUUAAUUCAUGGGUAUUGUAGGGAGGGUAACAUAGAGAAGGCAUUGCAACUAUUUGAAACAAUGCUGCAUGAGCGUUUGACGCCAGACAUUGUGACAUACAACACUUUGAUUGAUGGAAUGUGCAGACAAGGUGAUCUGGGCAAAGCUAAUGAGCUAUGGGAUGAUAUGCAUUCUCGAGAAAUCUUCCCCAACCACAUUACCUACAGCAUCCUGAUAGACAGCCACUGUGAGAAGGGACAAGUGGACGAUGCAUUUGGGUUUUUGGAUGAAAUGAUAAACAAGGGGAUUGUGCCAAACAUCAUGACCUAUAAUUCCAUCAUUAAGGGUUACUGCCGGUCUGGAAAUGUACUGAAGGGGCAACAAUUUUUGCAGAAGAUGAGGGAUGCCAAGGUGUUGCCUGAUUUAAUUACUUACAACACCCUAAUCCAUGGUUAUGUUAAAGAAGAGAAGAUGCAUGAAGCCUUUAAUUUGCUUAACAUGAUGGAGAAUGAAAAGGUUCAACCAGACACUGUGACGUAUAAUAUGAUUAUAAAUGGGUUUUCUGUACAUGGUAAUAUGCAAGAAGCUGAUUGGGUUUACAAGAAAAUGGGUGCUAAAGGAAUUGAACCAGAUAGAUAUACAUACAUGUCCAUGAUAAAUGGUCAUGUUGCAGCUGGGAACUCGAAGGAGUCAUUUCAACUUCAUGAUGAGAUGCUUCAGAAAGGGUUUGCUCCUGAUGACAAAUUCUGAGGGUAUUAUUUUCCUCCAUACUGGAAUCUAAUUGAUGCUAUGGUUAAUUCAACGAUGAGAAAGGAAGGCAAUUUGCAGUUUGUUUAGAUCGUCAGGAUUUUUGCUCCAACAAGUAUUUAUAGACUUGAAGGUGAGCAUGAGAAAUUCUGCAGUUCAGCAUUAAAAUAUCGGCAUCUGAUUAAAUUUUGGAGUGAAUUCCAUGGAAAUUUUCAUUAUUGGGUGGUCCAAGGGUAGCAAAAAUUUCCACACAAGUGGCCUCUCUAGAUGUGCUUUCUUCACCAACGUGCAGAAAUAUUCUUCAAGGGCUCAGGACUCGGGAGGUGUGCUUUUGUUUUCUGAACAUCGGAGGAAUCUAGCAUGCUCUAAAUUUCUCAGGGUGAAUGCAAAUCACUUUUAGCAUGAACUAUUAACAUCACACGAAACUGAUCAAAAGGGAAGAACCAGGCGUCCAUAAAAAGGGCAAUCAAAACUGGUGUGCAAAAGAAGAAAUAAAACCGACUAGAGAGUGUGAAUGUGUGCCCCUUCAGCCUUUACCUCCAAACGAGCAAUGGAAAAGAACUAAAAGGACAAAGAGAAAAAUAUUGCUCAUUUGAAUAUCUCAAACCUCACAAGGUGGAUGAGGCAGGCUUUGAUGAAGUUAUGGAUUUUUUGUUUAAAAGGACCACCUGCCGUGUCGAAUUGACGAGAAAGACCAUCUUUGAAAAGAAUGGACAAAAGAGACCAGCUGGGGCGUGGCGGCAGGCGCGCGAGCCGACACGUGGCACCUGCCGCCACGUCCGGAGGCGGCAGGGCCUGCCGCCACGACAGCAGGUGGCAGCGCUCGAAUUACCAAAUACCAGGCGAGGCCAGCUGCUGCGACGGAAUUUGGAUGGGCUGGUAGGCCCUGCCGCCACACCCUGUGGCGGCACGUCUCCAGCAGGAGCACUGCUUGCUCUCUGUUCUACUCGAUGUUAGCAGGUGUGAAAAUAGGCACAUUUGACUGAGAUUUAAAUCAAUUUGAAGGCCGAUUUUAAAGA
Molecule: messenger RNA, 2970 nt
Organism: Triticum dicoccoides
Lineage: Eukaryota; Viridiplantae; Streptophyta; Magnoliopsida; Poales; Poaceae
Product: pentatricopeptide repeat-containing protein At5g01110-like
Exons: 4
Coding region: 5-1954 (649 amino acids)
Molecular function (GO): protein binding
Source: RefSeq, a predicted model, not a curated record